This is a messenger RNA of Drosophila rhopaloa, 3434 nucleotides long. RefSeq names its product cell division cycle protein 27 homolog (gene Cdc27). Gene Ontology annotation, biological process: cell division. Gene Ontology annotation, molecular function: protein binding. Bases 556 to 3270 code for a protein of 904 amino acids. The record is from RefSeq and is a predicted model, not a curated record. The transcript has 3 exons. Lineage: Eukaryota; Metazoa; Arthropoda; Insecta; Diptera; Drosophilidae.
UCGCGUGCAAUCGAUACUUUGACAGCUCUUCUCUGAACAUUCGUAAUUUAGUUUUGCUUUUAAAAUUUGGAAUGCAACGCGAAUGCAGCGUGUUUUAAGUAGCUAAAAUGUGGCCAAGGUGUAGUCCAGUGUCGCCGCCAAUAUCAGAUUUAAACCGUGUGCGUCUGUAACAAAAGCAAAGCCCCGAAAACUAAAGUAGAAAACCGAAAACCCCAGUCCGCAGUGUGUGUGUACAGAAGCGAAGGCUCGACUCAAACCAAUUGCAAUAUUAAAAAGUGGAAGUGGAGUGGUCAGGGAGCGAGACACCGCCAUCGCCACUUGGAGCACCCCGCAUCUGCAUUCGAUUCGGGUUACAUAUAUACACCUACACAGCACACAGCACACCACACUUUUACUUUUCCGUUGGAGAAAAUUUGCCAAAAAAAAAAGCGUGUGGCGACAUGAUAAUUUGUUUGAUUUCUACACACUGCAUGUUUGAAUUAUUGUAAAGCCAAGAAUUAUAGUCAAGCCAUAAGACCCUUAAGCCUAGAGCCCCUAGAAAGUCAAACAGCAGUCAUGAUGAUUCAAGAGCCCGUGCAGGCCGCCAUAUGGCAUUGCCUGAACUACUACGACUUCAAGGAUGCUGUUUUCCUGGCGGAGCGCCUGUGCUCGGAAGUUGAGAGCGACGAGACGAUAUUCCUGCUGGCCACCAGCUACUUUCGCUCCAAUCAGGUGCACCAGGCCUACUGGCUGCUCAAGGAGAAGCCGCGCCGCUCGCCGCAGUGUCGAUUCCUGCAGGCCAAGUGCGCCUACGAACUGAAGAAGUACGCCGAGGCGGAGAGCGCCCUGAUCUCGACAGGAUUCGCGGACGCCAAGAACUGCGAUGAGCUGCAGCGGGACUUUGGAGAUCUGGCCUGCUUCGCCUACCAACUGAUGGCCCAGAUCUGCGUGCGGACCGAGCGCAAUAAGCUGGCCAUUAGUGCUUUGAGACGGGCCCUCAAGCUGAACCCCUUCAUGUGGCACGCCUUCUCGGAUCUGUGCCUGCUGGGCCAGGACACAGAUGCGGCGGCCAUAUUCCAGAUCCACAGCACAGAUGUGUUCAACACCUGCCAAGGCAGCAGCGCCAACGCCAAUGCCAUGGUGCUUUUCGGCGCCGAGCAGCAGAGCCAGCAGCAGCAGGAGCGCCAGUCUCUGAUUACCAACCUAAGCAAUAUCUCCAACUAUAUACUAACCACCCCCGUGGAUCAACAGCAACAGAACCAGCAGCAGGCGCAGCAGAUCAACCAGAAUCAGAACCACAACAGCAACAGCAACCUGGUGACGCCCAUCAACAAUAAUAAUAUUAACAACAAUCUCAACAGCUCGAUCAGCAUGCUCCGCGGCGGUCUGGUGCAGAACUCUAGCAUGCUGGCGAUGCUGGAGGACACCCCCAUGGGCUAUCCGCAGGACCCGGCCGGCCAGCAGCACCAGCAGCUGUACGACAUGAGCAGCGGUACACCCUUCCGAAAGCAGUUCAAAUACCUUUCGGCCAUCUCACCGCCCACUCCGAGCUUCGGCAUUAUGCCACUGACUAGUCCCUGCACCGGAAACGAUGGGUCCUUCAUCGGCAACCAUACGCCUGUCAUGAACAUAAGCUACUCGCCGAUGCCACAGAUGCUGGUCGAGGUUAACCAGGAGCCAAAGAUGGUGGGCAAGAAGAUGAAGACACAUUUGGGCGGGCUCAUCAAUCGCAAGGAGGGCAGCCUCAAUAAACCCGCCGUCUUUACCCAAGCUGGAAACAUAACACCGCGCACUCCGAACAACAAUAAUGUGGGCAACAAUGGUAACUUGAAUGUUCCGCCCAAUCCGAAUGCUGCAGUGCGUCGCAGCUCGCGGCUAUUUAGCAACUCGUAUUCGGUGAAGGAGAACAAUAAAUCGCCCAACAUAGCCAACAAGUUCGUGCAGCCACGCUCGCCGCCCCGUAAAACCAAGUCACGGAUGACCAAGAUUUGCCUGAAUAACGAACUGAUAGAGGAAAAGUCCCACCACCUGUCCGAGAAGCGCAAGGAAAAGGUGGAGACCAUCACCUCCUCGGGAGCCAAUAACAAUAGCGGCGGACGCAGUGCCGCCGAGGAAGCCAAGGUCUUGUUGAACAACAGCCUAAACAAUGCCCAAACAAUGGCACACCAGCUGAUGGGAUUCAAGAAACAGUCCGCAGAUGGACUGAUGACACUGCUGCGGGAUUUGGCUGAAGCCUACCAGCUGUUGUCCAACUUCCAGUGCAAGGCGGCUGUAAAGCAGCUGGAGACGACGAUACCAAAGCACCAACUGAACUCUAGCUGGGUGCAGUCACUGAUCGGACUGGCCAGGUACGAGAUGCGGGACUAUGAGGCGGCGGUGGGGAUCUUCGAGAGCAUCCACAAGGCGGAACCAUGUCGCCUGGACUUCAUGGAGAUCUACUCCUCCUCCCUGUGGCACCUGCAACGCGAGGUGGAGCUGUCUGCUCUGGCCCAGGAUCUGAUUAGCCAGGACAAGACCAGUCCGGUGACCUGGUGUGUGUCCGGGAAUUGCUUCUCCCUGCAAAAGGAGCACGAAACAGCCAUCAAGUUCUUCAAGCGGGCAGUUCAGGUAGAUCCAGACUUCGUCUACAGCUACACACUUCUGGGCCACGAACUCGUGCUUACCGAGGAGUUCGACAAGGCGAUGGAUUACUUCCGGGCCGCCGUGGUCAGAGAUCCGCGGCACUAUAACGCCUGGUUUGGCAUCGGCACCAUCUACUCCAAGCAGGAGAAGUACGAACUAGCCGAGAUCCACUACGUGAAGGCACUGAAAAUCAAUCCGCAGAACUCAGUAAUCCUGGUGCACAUCGGUGCCAUGCAGUUCUACAUGAAGAAGAAGGAUCUGUCGCUGCAGACACUGAAUACGGCCGCCACGCUAGAUCCGAAGAAUCCACUGACCCGCUUCCAUCGCGGCUCGAUCUACUUCUCGCUGGGCAAGUACCAGGAGGCGCUGCGCGAGCUGGAAGAGCUUAAGGAGAUUGUGCCCAAGGAGUCUGUGGUGUUUUAUCUGAUCGGCAAAAUCCACAAGACGCUCGGCAACAUGGAUCUGGCCCUAAUGCACUUCAGCUGGGCCACCGACCUAGAUCCAAAGGGUGCGAACAAUCAAAUCAAAGAUGCCUUCGACUCAAUGGCCCAUCCCAGCUGCUGUCCGGCCAACAAUACUGCCCUGGACGUUGAUCUGGAGCCCACCUCGGAGCGUUCCGAUGACUCUACGCAGGCGCAGCAGGAUGGCAGCUACGACAGCGACUACUAGGGAGCUGCGACUCCAAAUCCACGCGGUUGUAUAUACGUUAAACAGAAACACAGUAAACAAAGGAAAACUUAGAAACAGAUACAAAAACCAGAUCGAUUGCUGCUGUAUUGUCGUAGCGGAAAGCAAACCAAUUAUGAAGUAUAAUAAAGUCUAGAUAACGUUUA